This is a messenger RNA of Diprion similis, 879 nucleotides long. Its product is annotated as NFX1-type zinc finger-containing protein 1-like. The coding region runs from base 50 to 736 and encodes 228 amino acids. The record is from RefSeq and is a predicted model, not a curated record. The transcript is spliced from 3 exons. Lineage: Eukaryota; Metazoa; Arthropoda; Insecta; Hymenoptera; Diprionidae.
UUUUAAGUAAAUUAAAAAAUACGAUUAAUACGCAUCCUGUGAAUUAAUCAUGUCUUUACGAAUAGGUUUUAAAGCAAUCACGACAUAUCUGACAAAACUGAGCGCGAGUAUCUCUCCAGUGACAAAAACAAAGAGACGACAAACCUUGAAUGCACAAACAGCUGAGGCUACUCGAAUUGUACUCGACAUCUUGCAAGAUAUAUGUAGGAAAUUAGACAAAGUCAAGAGUCAUACCGUUCCCUCCUAUGUAUCAGUAAAAAGUCAAGUAACUAUGCUUUUGGAAAGCCUUCCUAUACGAGGCCAAAUUUCUCAACAAGAAAUCAAUGAUGUUGAACGAGAAUCACAGCGGUUGUAUUAUCUGAUAGAAGUUUGUACAAUAGAAUCAGAAGUUGGCCUUGAUCAGUACGGCUCACCAGCGGACAAGGAACAACAUUCUAUACUAAAAAAACUACUCCAAAUUGAAAGAUUUUCUGAAUCGAGAGAAGAAGAAGUUAACACUGAUUUAAAUCAAUUGAGAACCAUGAAAAACGUGAUAAAAAACGAACGUAAAAUGAUCGUGAAAGCUUUGAAUUUCCGGCAAGGACACUGGUAUAAGUGCCCUAAGGGACACAUCUAUUCAAUUGGAGAAUGCGGUCGUGCAAUGCAAGAAAGCCAUUGUAACGAGUGCAGAGCAGCAAUUGGUGGUGUUUCGCAUCAAUUGCGAAGUGAUAAUACAGUGGCGACAGAAAUGGAUUGAUUCUCAUGUCCUGUUCGUCCAUAAUGUACGUUAACAAAAUGAGUAUCUUAUCCUUGGAUCGUGGUCUCCGCAAAUUGUGUUUUUGAACACAUGGCUUAAGAGGACACCUACCGCACGGUUAUCAUUACAUAUUUUUAUAUAAA